Molecule: messenger RNA, 1704 nt
Organism: Limulus polyphemus (Atlantic horseshoe crab)
Lineage: Eukaryota; Metazoa; Arthropoda; Merostomata; Xiphosura; Limulidae
Product: alkyldihydroxyacetonephosphate synthase, peroxisomal-like
Exons: 18
Coding region: 1-1704 (567 amino acids)
Biological process (GO): lipid biosynthetic process
Molecular function (GO): FAD binding; alkylglycerone-phosphate synthase activity
Source: RefSeq, a predicted model, not a curated record
AUGGCUGCCGAAAGACUGUCCGUAAUCAAAGGACAUAUUAAAGGAAGCAAUGUGUUCGUAGAGAAUUCCAUCAAUAACGAACACAAGCAGAGUCACAAGGUUCCGCAACGUAGGCAAGAUGUUGUGAAAUGGAAUGGAUGGGGAUACAAAGAUUCUAAGUUUCUUUAUGACUCUGACAAGGAUGUCAUUCAUUUUAUUGGGGCCAGGUAUCCUCUAGCAAACAAAAAGUUUCCCUUUUUCAAGACGUGGAUUAAAACCACUUUUGGAAUUACCGACGAUUAUCACUGCAAACCUAAGAUAAAAACCGAAGACUUGCCAGCUCCAGUAGUAAACAAGGACUUCCUAAGAGACAUCAAGAACCUUAAGGUUUUUUAUACUGAUGACCCGCAGGAGAGACUCUUUCGAUCUCAUGGCCAUACAAUGAGGGAAAUUCUUCUGCUAAGAGAAGGAAAUUUCAAAAGAAUUCCAGACCUUGUGGUCUGGCCAACUUCUCAUGAUGACGUGGUUGAAAUUGUUAAAACAGUGAACAAACACAAUGUUGUCAUCAUACCAUUUGGAGGUGGUACUAGUGUUUCUGGAGCAUUGGAAUGUCCAGAGGACGAAAAAAGAAUGAUUGUUUCCUUGGAUACUACUGAAAUGAACAAAAUAUUAUGGGUAGAUAAAAAGAACCACACAGCCCACAUUGAAGCUGGAAUCUUGGGUAAAGACUUAGAAAGUAAGCUUGCUGAGUACGGGUUCUGUACGGGUCAUGAACCAGAUUCAUCAGAGUUCAGUACUCUAGGGGGUUGGGUGGCCACUAGGGCAUCCGGGAUGAAGAGGAAUAUCUAUGGAAAUAUAGAAGACAUGUUGGUCCACGUGCGGAUGGUGACACCCCAAGGUGUUGUGGAGAAAAACUGCCAGGUUCCAAGAAUCUCGAGUGGUCCAGACGUCCAUCACUUCAUUCUAGGGUCUGAAGGUACGCUUGGAGUGAUUACAGAAGUAACACUUAGGAUAUGUCCUCUACCUGAAUGCAAAAGAUACGGCUCGUUUGUAUUCUCAGAUUUUGAAACCGGAGUGGCGUUUAUGAGAGAAGUUACUAAACAAGGACUUAAACCAGCUUCUAUUCGUUUAAUGGAUAACGAACAACUGAUGUUUGGUAAGUCUUUUUUGUUUGAGGUCCAACUGUUAGAAAACAAGCUUCUAGCUUUGGGGAACAGGUUUGGAGGUGUGUAUGGAGGUGAAGAAAACGGAAAACGCGGGUAUCUUUUAACUUAUGUAAUUGCAUACAUUCGGGACCUUCUAUUUGACUUUGGAGUGUUUGGAGAAUCCUUUGAAACUUCCGUACCAUGGGAUAGAGUUCUUGACCUCUGUAAAAAUGUUAAAGACAGAAUUCUUAAAGAAGCGGAAGCAUAUGGAUUACAACGUGAACCGAUCAUUUCUUACCGAGUAACUCAGACUUACGAUGUGGGGGCUUGUAUUUACUUUUAUAUGACUAUUUACGGGCGUGGCCUUCCAGAUCCUAUUCACGUCUACGAGAAACUCGAGGCAGUGGCUAGAGAUGAGAUACUUGCUUGUGGAGGUAGUGUUUCUCAUCACCACGGAAUUGGUAAGAUCCGGAAACGAUGGUUGAAGCAGUCUGUGUCCGAUGUUGGUCUUGGAAUGAUGAGAGCGGUGAAAGAAUACGUAGAUCCAAAUAAUGUGUUUGGCAACAGUAACUUGAUUUGA